This is a messenger RNA of Melospiza melodia melodia, 2389 nucleotides long. Its product is annotated as cyclic AMP-dependent transcription factor ATF-7-like. Gene Ontology annotation, molecular function: cAMP response element binding; DNA-binding transcription factor activity, RNA polymerase II-specific. NCBI's taxonomy places the organism in Eukaryota, Metazoa, Chordata, Aves, Passeriformes, Passerellidae. Bases 69 to 1538 code for a protein of 489 amino acids. The transcript is spliced from 12 exons. Gene Ontology annotation, biological process: regulation of transcription by RNA polymerase II. The record is from RefSeq and is a predicted model, not a curated record.
GCGGGGGGAGCCCCAGCGCGAGCGGCGCCAGCGCGAGGACCCGGCCCGGCUCCCUCAGGCCGUGCAGGAUGGGUGACGACCGGCCCUUCGUGUGCAGCGCCCCGGGCUGCGGACAGAGGUUCACCAACGAGGACCACCUGGCCGUGCACAAGCACAAGCACGAGCUGACGCUCAAGUUCGGCCCCGCUCGCACCGACUCCGUCAUCAUCGCAGAUCAGACCCCGACCCCGACGCGGUUCCUGAAGAACUGUGAGGAGGUGGGGCUGUUCAACGAGCUGGCCAGCUCCUUCGAGCACGAGUUCAAGAAAGCGGCCGAGGAUGACGAGAAAAAGGGCUCGGGCGCCCUGGACAUGUCGCUGCCCUCCACGCCGGACGUGCGGGUCAAGGAGGAGGAGCCGCUGGACGUGGACUCGUCGCCGCCCGAGAGCCCCGCGGCAGCGCGGCCGCGCUCGCCCCAGCGGGACCGGGACCGGGACCGGGACAAGGAGGGCCCCCCCAAGGCCGUGGUCCUGUCCACCCCCACGCCCACCAUCGUGCGGCCGGGCUCGCUGCCGCUGCACCUGGGCUACGACAGCCUGCACGCCGCGGCCACGCUGCCCUCGCCAACCUCGGUCAUCACCCAGGCGCCGCCCGCCAGCCGCCACCUCGGCUCUCCCAGCUCCUCCCUCCCUCUCGUCGUGCAGCUCGCCAACGGCCAGACCGUGCCCGUGCUGCCCGGGCCCCCCGUGCAGAUGCCGUCUGUCAUCUCGCUGGCCCGGCCCGUGGCCAUGGUGCCCAACAUCCCUGGCAUCCCCGGGCCCCCCGGCAGCAGCAGCAGCAGCAGCAGCGGGUCCCUGUCGCCCUCAGCACUCCCCGUGCACUCGGAAGCCAAACUGAGGCUGAAGGCCAGCCUGGCAGCCUCCUCCUCGCUGAACGGCAGCAGCCUGGCCGUGGGCUCGGCCAGCACCCUGGUGACCGCGCGGCCGGAGCAGAGCCAGGGGGGACAGCACCCCGACACGCCGUCCCCGGCCCAGCCACAGGUGUCCCCGGCCCAGCCCACGCCCAGCUCCGGGGGCCGGCGCCGGCGCGCGGCUGACGAGGACCCGGACGAGCGCCGGCAGCGCUUCCUGGAGCGGAACCGCGCGGCCGCCUCGCGCUGCCGGCAGAAACGCAAGCUCUGGGUGUCCUCGCUGGAGAAGAAGGCCGAGGAGCUCACCAGCCAGAACAUCCAGCUGAGCAACGAGGUGACGCUGCUCAGGAACGAGGUGGCGCAGCUGAAGCAGCUGCUGCUGGCCCACAAGGACUGUCCCGUCACGGCGCUGCAGAAGAAGAGCCAGGGCUACCUGGAGAGCCCCAAGGAGAGCUCGGAGCCCUCGGGCUCGCCCGCGCCCGUCAUCCAGCACAGCUCGGCCCCGGCCGCCCCCAACGGGCUCCGCUCGGCCGCCGAGGCCGUGGCCAGCUCGGUGCUGGCCCACAUGGCCGGGCAAAGGACAGAGCUGGCCGUGCCCGCGGCCGCGCCCGUCAUCAUGGCCCCACAGGGACACUCUGCGGGCAGAUGAUGGCCCCGGGCCGGGGCACUGCAUGGACUGAGCACAGCGCGCCCGGCCGCGGGGCGCCGGGCCCUCCCUGUCCCUUCUGGAGCGUGUUCUGAGCACCACCGGGACCUUCCCUCCUGCCUGGGCUCUGAUCGUGGGGCACAGGACCCUCCCUGUCCUGCCUGGGGUCUGUUCUGGGGGGUGUGGGACCCUCCCUGUCCCUUCUGGGGUUUCGUUCUUCUUGUUCUGGUUUGGUUUAAGGGCGGCUCUGGCGCUUUCCCCUUGAUGGAGCCCCCAGGGAGAGCGGGUUCAGGGGCUCCUGUGGCAAACACUAAAUCUGGGGAGCCCCAGUGGUGGCCCUGUGCCCGGGCUGGGGGCUGUGACCCUCCGGUGACCCUCCCUGCUGUCCCUGUGCUGCUCCCAGGUUUGUUCCCACUCCCCAAAUGGUUGCACCUUCACCAGGAGCCUCCCGGAGCUCUGAGCUCUGGCACCGAGGGCUCCUCCCUGGGCAAACCCAGCCCUGGGCAAACCCAGCCCCGGCUCCCUGGGCAAACCCAAACCCAAACCCAGCCCCAAACCCAGCCCUGGGCAAACCCAGCCCCAGCCCCGGGAGCAGCUGCCCCUCAGGGACCCCGAUGCCCUCAGAAAUGGCCUUAAAUGAUGGCAUUGUCCUGAGGAUGGGAGCAGAACGGGGCCGGGGUUCGGGGCCCGAGCCUCCAUCACUGCUCGGCCGGAGCAGACAGAGCAGGGGCUGGGGUCGGCUCCCUGCCCUGCUGGGUGGGCACGGGGCUCUGUCCCGUGUGUGCCUGGGGGGCUCCGGAGCUUCUGCAGUGCUGCAGAUGGAGCUGGGAAUGGGGAAUAGUGGGGAAUGGGAA